Heterocephalus glaber (naked mole-rat) is the source of this 3363-nucleotide messenger RNA. The record is from RefSeq and is a predicted model, not a curated record. NCBI's taxonomy places the organism in Eukaryota, Metazoa, Chordata, Mammalia, Rodentia, Bathyergidae.
GGAAGUGCGUCAUCAACCGCGACGAAGCCUGGGUUCUUGCUGCCGGUGGAUCAUGGCGGAAGUGGGCCGGAGAUCGGUGUGCGAUUCCUACGCGCUGCUCCCUGGGGGUUUCUGGGCGGCGGUGGCAGUGUGGCUGGAGAGGCCGCAGGUGGCCAACAAGCGGCUGUGCGGCGCCCGCCUGGAGGCCCGCCAGAGUGCCACUUUGCCCCGGGCCGAGGCCCUCCGCCCCAGGCUGAGCGCGGGCCCGGAUCAGGAGUGGGGCGCGGCCUUAUGCAGACCUCAAGAGGGCCCGGGGACCCGCUGGGGUUCCCCCGAGGAAGACCACGGCACCUGGCCGAGCGCAGGCCCCGAGCAGGAACGAGGCGCGGCCUUAUGCGGACCCCAGGAGAGACCGGGACCUGGCCGGAGUUCUGUCGAGGGGCAUCCCGGUCCCAGGCCGGGAGUAGGUCCCGAGGAGGACACAUCUUGUCUCAGACUUGAAGAGACUCAGGGCCCACCCCAGCAAGGGAAGGAGCAGAGAGAAGCAGCCGCAGCACCUCUGCUUGCGGAGCAGCCCCAUAGGACUGGAAGCGGGGAGGAAGACGACCCCGCCGCUGAUCUGGGUUCGCUCUGGGACCGUUUUUCUCAGAGUCUCGUCUGUGGUCAUCCGGAGAUGCUGUCAUUCCUCACGCGCUCCGGAGCAGAAUCACAGACAGAGGCGCCGCACGAACUCGACCUGGUCCUCAGAACUGUCAUCCCGAAAACGAGCCCGCAUUUCUUGGUUACAGCUCCGAGGAGAGAAAUAGUCGUGCAGGAUGUCCCCAAUGGAACUGUAACUUUCUUACCUCUGGAAGAAGAUGAUGAGGGGAAUUUAGAGGUGAAGAUGAGCAAUGUGUAUCAGAUUCAGCUCAGUCGCAGCCCAGCAGAAUGGUUCAUAUCUGUUUUGAUUUUCUGUCCAGAGAAGUGGCAGUCGGAUGGGGCUAUCUACCCCAGAUGCACCUGGCUGGGAGGGGAGCUGCUGGGCAGGCUGGCCCGGUGGUGCGUGGCCAGCAGCAAGCGCGAGCUCAGAAGCACCCUCUCCCUCGUGUCCAUCGGGAGGUACAGCGUGCUGUACCAGGAGCUCAAGGAGAAGUACAGGGACAUGGUUAGGGUGUGGCCAGAGGUGACUGAUCCUGAAAAGUUUGUCUACGAAGAUGUGGCUAUUGCGUCCUACCUGCUGAUCCUGUGGGAAGAGGAGCGAGCCGAGAGGGGUGUGAGCACCCCACAGUCGUUUGUGGACUUGGGCUGUGGGAAUGGCCUCCUGGUCCACAUCCUAUGCAAUGAAGGGCAUCCAGGCAGAGGGAUUGAUGUCCGAAGAAGGAAAAUCUGGGACAUGUAUGGACCCCACACUCAGCUAGAGGAAAAUGCCAUCACCCCGAGCGCCCAGACCCUCUUCCCUGCUGCAGACUGGCUGAUCGGGAACCACUCCGACGAGCUCACACCCUGGAUCCCUGUCAUUGCGGCCCGGUCUUCCUACCACUGCCGGUUCUUCGUGCUGCCCUGUUGCUUCUUUGACUUUGCUGGCAGGUUCUGCCGCAGGCAGAGCAGGAAGACCCAGUACCGCGAGUACCUGGACUUCAUCCGGGAGGUGGGAGAGGCCUGCGGCUUCCACAUGGAGGAAGACUGCCUUCGGAUCCCUUCCACCAAGCGGGUCUGCCUCAUCGGGAAAUCCAGAACGUACCCGCCUGCCGAGGAAGCAGGUGUGGAUGAGCGGAGGACUUGGUACCUUCACAGCAGGCGGGGCCUGUCUGGCGGGGGCCCCCUCUGUCCUGCACCCCAGGCCGCUGCCUGCAGUUCCGAUCACCCAGAUGGCGACAGAACCGGGGGCACUGGGGCUCAGUGUGACCUGGAGGUCUCGGAGGCCCAGGCUGAGGGACUCUGGCUGCCCGGAUUCCAGCCUCGGGAAAAGGUGGAGCGCGUGAGGAACUGUGCCUCCCUCCCUCGAGACUUUAUCGACCAGGUGGUUUUGCAGGUGGCAGAUUUGCUGUUGAACAGAAGGAAGUCACACGCAGGAAGUCCUCGGGAGGGGACUUGCAAGGCCUGGAACGGAGGAGGACCUGUGCAUCUCGGAGCCCUUGGCAUCUUGGGCCUGGGCGUCUCCCUGUGCAGGACACUGCUGAGAGACAGCAAGAAGGGUCCCUGCCUCAGGACAGAGAGCCUGUCCUUGGCAGAAGUGGCCUGGCAGCUGGACAGGGCGACCCUGCGGAGGCUGAAGCACGAGUGCGGAGGCCUGCAGACGCUGCUGCGCAACAGCCGCCAGGUGUUCGAAGCUGCAGGUGAUGCUGCCAGAGCCGCGUCGGUGUGGAGCUGGGGUGCCAACCCAACCCUCAGUCUAAGGCUGGUGAAUCUGUGCCGUGAGGCGGGGCUGGGCUCGCCUGCACCAGUGCCCCGGGUUCCAGAUCUGCAUGUGGGCGGAAGGACCGUGGCCUGGGUAGUCACAGUGUAUAUACCCAGGUCCGAAAAGUGACAGAGGUCCACAGUGCUUGCGAUCUUGUGAGCUUUCGGGUGGCACCGAGAUGGAAGGAAUUUUAGGUCUGCAUCUCCUCCCCUGUGCCCUCCAGUGUGCUGCGCUCACCUCCUGGAGCUGCUCUCCCUUUUGCUUGUAGGAGUAUUAACACAAACCCACUGACCGCACCAGUGUCCUUCCAGGGCAUCUGCAGAGACAGUGAUGUCUUCUCGUGCCUCCACUUUGCCCUGGGCCCCAGUCCCCACAUGCAGGGAGGUGCGGCCUCAGGAAGCCUUUACUUGAGCAGUGACCCUUGGGCUGGGGCUGCAGAACAGGAGCUAGGGCUCCUGCAAGGCCUUCCCUGCCUAGGGGCUGGUGGUGCUGCUGCCAUCCAGGAGGAUGAGGCCUUGGCCGGUGCGAGGGGCGGAGCCCCGGUGAGGGAGGGGGUGGCCGCCCUGGGACCUGCUGUCUGUGCUUGCUGUGUGGCACUGCUCCUUAGCAGGCUGCAGGGUCCCUGCUGCCUCUGCAUUGCACUAGGCGGGUGGUCAGGCUGCCCCGGGGGAGUCAGCUGGGGACACAUGGGUGACAGAAGUGCAGCUCUGCACCUCAGCCCACAGACCCUAGGCCUGGGGAUUAGAGUGCUUGCCGCGCCUCUUCCCUGCCCUCCCCGCAUGUGCACACGCGCCCUGUGUGUGAGAGCGAGUGUGUGCACAGGAGCAAGGGUGUACGCCCGUGUCCCAGCUUCUCAGGAGUGCUGCAGGGGCAGGGCGUCUGUGUGGGCAUGGGCGGGCAAGGCCGGCCGGAGUUGCUGAGCUGGGCAUCUGUGCCUGGAAUCCACUCUUCCUCCACGGGGCUUUAAUCCAUUAAAGCACUUGCUGCAGCCCGAGGGAGUCCACUUC